CAUUUGUUUCUGCAAAUAAUUCUCAUAGGUCAGUUUCUUUAGGAAUAUCAAAAUUACAUUAAACCAAAUUGUUUAAUGCAAAUUCCUAAAAAUAAGCGACCAUUACUUUUAUACACAAAAAAGUUAAACAGUAAUUGAUGUGGAUGAUAAUUUCUUCUGGUAACCAGUUGAUUUUAUCUUCUUAACUUCAUGCACUGCCCGGUAACUUAGUUGUUGGAAUGAACGCCAAACAAAAAUGUUCAUGCUUAUUGUGAAUGCAAACAAACCAGGUUUUAUUACUUGCGCCCAGAAAUAAAAUGCCAAUGUUCCGAUGUGUUGGUAUUAAAUUUUUCCGAAUAAAUUAAGCUUUUUUUCAGAGUAAAUGCAUCAAUUAAUUAUUUAAAAUUUCCGAGUGCGGUUGUACACAAAAUGUUAUUUAUUGCACAUGGCGCUGUCCAAAUGCGUCACUCAAACUUAGAUAAACUGCAACAAAAAUUACUGUUUAUCACAACGAGUUUUUAAAUUCAGUUUAUUUAAUCCCGUUUCUAUUUGAAGCGUGUCCAAUUCGAAAAUGUUCUGUCGCGUAAAUUUUAUCACUCGUAAAGGAAACGGCGUUGCUACAAGGCUAACGUCCAAUUUUGGCCUAAAAUUAAAUCUGCACGUUGCGGGUAGCGAUGCGAUUAAAAAAUAGCAGCGACGUUCUUGUUUGGAUUUUUCCACCCAAAAUGAUAACUGGUAACACUUUAUCGGUAGGUACUUGAUAAAUUUCGUUUCAAACGAUAAUUUAUCUAAAAUAGUACGUAACCGCUCGUGAAAUUGUCUGCGAAAAUAUCGCAAUUUGCAAAAUUCUUACAUCAAAAUAUAAUCAUCUGCUGUCUAAAAUCCCCGCACACAUGGUCUCAAUGCUUAUCGCAAAAUGCACCCCUUAUCGCUUUUUAUUUCCAAACGUACUUUCAUGUUCGCUAUGAAGCGGUACAUGUGUAUAUUUUCCCAUGUUUACCAAAAUACAAUCUCAAAAUCGAAUAAAGAAUGAAUGCGGAUGUGAUGCAUUCUUUCCAUGAGUGUCUGGAAUCUGUGCAAUAUAAGCAAAUUGAAUUGUGUUUAGUAUCAGUUCCAACUUCGAUGCCGAAGUGAGAAAUAGUGACCCCUUUCAUUAACCGAAAUAUCGGUAUAUAAUAUAAAAAUCUCUUCAAAGCUGACUACUUCCAGGGCUUUUUGUGUAUAUUGCUUAUAUAUUUGUCAAAUGAAAAAGCUCAUACUGGUAUUUUUUAUUUGCGAAACACUCAUAUCGACAUUUGAGCUCGCACGUAACACAGCGUAACUUGAGACUAUUAACACGCGUUCAGGUCUCUUGUCAUCAGACUUCUCAGGUGAACCACUUGCUUAGUAACACACACGAGGUACUCUUGCUGAUUCGCGUUCUUUGCGAAAUUGUUUUGACCCUAUCUUUAUCGUACGAUGGAAUGAUAACAAACAAGAGCAAAAACACACUCUAUAUUCAGUGUACAUCUUUUCUACGUAACUUUGGAUCAUUUUAGCAGUGAAACGGUCACUAGAAGACGAAGAUCAGGUGGUAAUAACGAUGUUCAUUUCGACCGACCACGGUAUUCGCAUCCAAGAUAUCAAGGCCAUCGACGCCGAAUCCAAACUGAUCGGACUGGCGACCCCUUUUAUGGUCGUUCUUAGCAAACACAACAUCGAAAGGGUGGUCAUGAACGAUUUUAACGGUUUGGAGAAGUGCAAUAAGGCGACCAAGGAGGCCAUCUUGGAUUUCAGUUACAAUCUCAGCUUGGGAAAUAUGGACGCCGCGUUCAAGGCGAUCAAGCUCAUUCAGUCGGCUGGAGUUUGGCAGAGUUUGGCGCGAAUGUGCGUUAAAACUAGACGGUUGGAUGUCGCCUCCGUGUGCUUGGGUCACAUGGGCGACGCUAAAGCGGCCCGAGCGCUGAGAUUGGCGGUUGCUGACGCUUCGUUACCGAUAGAAGCUAAAAUAGCGGUUCUUGCAAUACAACUAAACAUGCUGGACGAAGCGGAACAAUUGUACAUGCAGUGCGAACGUUACGACCUGCUGAAUAAAUUCUAUCAGAGCCGCAAUCGAAUGGACGAGGCGCUGAAGGUUGCCGAAAGCAACGAUCGCAUACAUCUGAAAAACACCGAGCACAUGUACGCGCAAAUGCUCGAACAAAAUGGCAACCUUCGCGAAGCUGUCUAUAGGUACGAAAGGGCGAACACGCAUGUACAGGAAAUACCGCGCAUGUUAGUCGAACAACCGGAUCAGCUCGAAGUGUACAUGUCGACUACUACCGAACCAGAACUUCUGAAAUGGUGGGGUCAGUACAUAGAAUCGCAGGGCGAUCUAAACGGCGCACUGAGAACGUACGCCAAAGCGGGCGACAUCUACAAUCAAGUUCGUACGCUCUGCUUUAUGGAGGAAGAAGGUCGUGCCACCGAACUGACGCGCGCGAACACGGAUAAAGCCGCCUUUUACCACAUGGCCCGCCACUACGAAACACUGAACAACAUUAAGCAGUCUGUCGAGUUUUUUAAGAAGGCUAACGCGUAUAGUAACGCGGUGAGACUGUGUAAAGAGAAUAAUAUGGGCGAGGAGCUCUGGAGCAUUGCACUGGUCGCCGGUCGGCAAGAGAAAUUGGAAUGCGCCAGGUACUUUGAGGAAGUCGGAGACGCCGAGAAGGCCAUUAUGUGCUAUCACAGAGCGGGGAUGUUUCACAAGGCCUUGGACCUUGCUUUUAAAUUCGAACAAUUUGACGUGCUGCAACAGGUCGCCGUGAGUUUAGACUGGAACUCCGACCCGGCCCUAAUUAAAAAGUGCGCCGACUUCUUUGUCGCCAACGAACAGUACGACAAAGCCGUUGAUUUGUUAGCCGUGGGGAAACACUAUAUAGACGCCAUUAACAUAUGCCUAAGUCACAACGUGCAACUGACCGAAGAUUUGGUGGAGAAACUUACACCUGAAAAGGAGGCAGUCGACGAGACUACCAAAAACAAAAUAUUAGAAAGUCUGGCCGAAAGUCUCAUGAUUCAGGGCCACUAUCAGUUGGCAACGAAAAAAUUUACCCAAGCAGGAGAUCGGGUACGAGCAAUGAAGGCGCUACUCAAGUCGGGCGACACCGAUAAAAUAAUCUUCUUCGCGGGCGUGUCGAGGCAGCGAGAAAUCUACAUCAUGGCGGCUAAUUAUUUGCAAUCUCUCGAUUGGCAAAACAAACCGGAAGUCUUGCGUAAUAUCAUCACGUUCUACUCCAAGGGUAAGGCUCAAGAUCUACUGGCUAAUUUCUACGUCGCAUGCGCACAGAUCGAAAUCGAUGAAUUUCAAAACUACGAGAAGGCGUACGGAGCGCUUACCGAGGCUUCGCGGUGUCUGACGAAAAUCCCGAAUGCAUCGGUCCAACACGAGAAGGCAUCCGAAGUCGUUAAGAAACGCAUGGUCGCGAUCAAGAGGUUCAUCGACAUACGCCGCUUGUUCGAGAGAGGCGAUAUCGAUAACGCCAUCACGCAGUCGCGGCAGUUUUUGGUAGCGGGCGGGCCCGACUUGGAAGAGUCGGUUAGGCGCGGCGACGUGUACGCUUUAAUGAUACAUCACUACGUAAAAAAUCAGGAGUUUCUCGAGGCCAAGCAGGUUCUAACGGAAUUGCGUCAAGUGCUAUCCAGUUCAGGAAAUGUGCCCAUCACUUACUAUGUAAAUAAGGAAUUAAUAGAGGCCUUAGCGGCCGGGUUGGGCACGACCGUUGGUAUCUUAAUACCUUCGAGUAGCAAGUUGAGGAGCUCAGUAAGUCAAGAUCAGGGCGAGGGGGAAAUUGAAGAGGAAGUUAAUUAGGUUAAGUUGAUUGUGGAACCAAUCCGUCCUUUUAUUAUGUGAUAGUAUUUAUGUUUUUAUCCAAAACGAUUUGUAGGUUAGGAAAAUACAAAUAAAGGUAACACUAAACUCAGUGA
Messenger RNA from Photinus pyralis (common eastern firefly), 3924 nucleotides. Its product is annotated as intraflagellar transport protein 140 homolog. Gene Ontology annotation, biological process: intraciliary retrograde transport. The transcript is spliced from 7 exons. Gene Ontology annotation, cellular component: axoneme; ciliary basal body; intraciliary transport particle A. Lineage: Eukaryota; Metazoa; Arthropoda; Insecta; Coleoptera; Lampyridae. The record is from RefSeq and is a predicted model, not a curated record. The coding region runs from base 1562 to 3808 and encodes 748 amino acids. Gene Ontology annotation, molecular function: protein binding.